This is a messenger RNA of Linum trigynum, 1986 nucleotides long. The record is from the annotation of a GenBank genome assembly. Lineage: Eukaryota; Viridiplantae; Streptophyta; Magnoliopsida; Malpighiales; Linaceae.
AUGUCCCGCAUCGGUUCCUCUUCCUCCAUUUCCACUGCUCCAGUCAAUACUGGAUCUUCCUUGGAUUUAGUCGCCAUCGAUAAAGAUCCUUCUCACCGUCGUUGCAGACGCCAACGCCGAUAUAAGGUUCUCGCCGUCAAUUUUGCUCCCAACCAACCUCUCCAUUACGAUCCACAAACCAGAUCAAAUUUGAGACUACACCCCUCACCAACAACAGCCAACACCGCCAACUGCUUCUCCUUCCUUCGGCGCCACCAGAAAUCACCGCCGCCAACUCCUUCCCCUUCCUUCGGCGCCGCCAGCAAACGCCUCCCCGUCGACAGCAGUGCCAUCCAUAAAUCCCAACUUCUCAUUGUUUUUGGAGAUGGAUCGAAAAGGGAAAAGAUCAAUCUCCUGUUCGAAAGAACCUCGCCCCAAACGGUUACGAACUCCUGCAGCAAUCUCUCACCAGUACGGAUGGGGAUGCUCGAUAAACUUCAAUCUGGAUUUCACUCAGGGACUGUUUGUGCCAGAAUCUCGCGUAUGUGGGAUGCAAUCAACACCAAAACAAACACCCUCAUACGAUUGGACCUUAUCUUGCUUGAUGCUAAGGGGAAUGACAUAAAUGUCCAGAUCCCAGCAGAUAACGUAGAUACAAUGAGGCCGUUACUGCAUGAACAGAGAGUCUACAAAUUCUCAAACUUCAAAGUAGAACGGAUCAAGAUGAAGGAACUCUUUCGACCAGUAAACAAUCCUCUAAAGAUUGUUUUCCAAGACAACACCCACGUGGAAGAAACUGACGAUGAUAAUUCAAUUCCACCCUAUAACUUCCGCUUCAUCAAAGCAGCUGAAAUCCCAGGCAAAGUUGGAAAACCACAACUCUUAUGCGACACCAUUGGAUACCUUUUGAAACAUUCCAAUACAUCAAAAAAGUGCAAUGGAGUAUCAAGGUCGGUUAGGAAAGAACUCCAUAUUCAACUUCCAGAGGGCAGCAAAAUUCAAGUGACCCUUUGGGGUUCAAUUAUUACUCAAUUUGAUGAGGUGUUCAAAGCUGCCACUGCCGCUGGAAAAUCGGUUAUCCUUAUCAUCACCUCAACCUAUGUUAAGAAAGAUGCUCACGGUGUCCCCUUUUUUUCUUCCUCAACAGCAACCAAGAUUUAUGGAAAUCUUGAUAUCCCAGAAGUGAAGGCAUUCCAUGUGAUUGAUGAAGAAGUACCAGAGCAACAAGUUUUAGGCAAACCACCAGUUGAAUAUGUCCUCAAAGAUGAUCCAGAACCAAAACCAGCAACUAUAGCAGAGUUAGCCGAGCUCAAGAAUGACAUUGACAAUGAGGGCAAACAUUUCUUCCUCAAAGCAAAAAUAGAAGAAGUGGAAGAUAACUGGUGCUAUUUUGGCUGCUCUAAAUGCCCUAGAAAAAUCCCGGAGGAUACUGAUGAGUUCUGGUGUAAAGUAUGCAACAUAUCAACCAUCAAAGGAGUUCCCAGGUUUCGAAUUAGCUUAUAUGUGGAAGAUGACACUGGGAAUGCGAACUUGGUGCUGCUAGAACACGAGGGAGUGAUUUUCUUGAAGACCACAGCUGAAGCCCUGCUCCAAGCAAACAAUGAGGACAUGAUAAAGCCUCCAGAGUAUUUGGAAAAUCUUAUUGGUAAAUGGCACAAAUUCAGGAUCAAACUUACUGAGUACAAUAGGGAGAAAAACUCAACCAACUACACAAUCAUACAAGUCCUGGACGAUGAUUCGGUUGCAACAAAAACACCUCAAUACAGUGACAAUCAGGAGGAAACAAGGAGUCCACUGCAAGAAACUGUUUGUUCAUCAAGCCAUUCCAUCCAAAGUGAUCUCACUUACACCCCUACAGCACUCCUCAAAUCUGUGAAGAAGGAACCAGGAGUCCACACCCCUCCAGGAGCACUCUCUGCAGCAACUAAUUCCACUCCAGAAAUUGACAGUACAGCUGCAAGCAACAAGAACAAACGCAAAUUUGAAGUAAUCUCUGAUUCAGAUUGA